GACUUCGCACAGCUCUUUUGCCGGUGAAACAUUGGUCGGACAACGGGUGCCAUUUGGCGCAGUAUUGAGCCACAUCCGUUAACAAAGAGCGUCUAGUAAUUUAUUUAUCGUCGUGUUCGUUAAUUUUAGUUGAUACGUUUUGCCGUCAAACAUUCACAAUGAGCUCAAUCAACGUCAAAAAGCUGAAAGUCAACGAGCUGAAGGACGAGCUGAAAAAGCGUAAUCUUUCGGACAAGGGGCUGAAGGCCGAGCUGAUGGACCGCCUGCAGGCCGCGCUGGACGAGGAGGCCCUUGCCGGAGACUCUCCGCUCGACCAAGAAGCCGCUGCAGACGAGGGUUUCAGCCAGGCAGCCGACCAAGAGGGUAUGGGAGAAGAAGAAGAGGGCGAUGGCCCGAUAGAAGAAAGCAUGGAGGCCAACGAGGAGGAGGAGGAGGAGGAAGAAGAAGAGCCAGAGCCAGAGCCAGAGAAUGGGGGCGACGGCGAUGGCGAUGGCGUUGCCGAGGACGAAGAAAUGGGUGAAGGGGAAGAGGAAGGGGACGGGGAAGGGGAAGAAGACGACGAGAUGGAUCCCAUGCUCAAGGGAGAUGUGGACGACAUGGAGAAAAUAGAAGCAGAGGAUGGUGAGCCCGGGGACCAGGUUGCAGAGGGGGAUGCGGACAAAGACACGAAUGCUGAUCAGAAGAAUAAGAAGGGUGUUAAGAGACGCCGGGAGGAACAUGGAAGGGGCUACUUUGAAUUUAUUGAAGAGAACAAAUACAGCUGGGCCUCAUUUAAGUCUCCUGUGCCACCUCUGGAAGAAGAAGAUGAGGAGUUUGAUGACACAAAAGUCUGCCUGGAUACCUACAAUUGCGACCUGCACUUUAAGGUGUCUCGGGACCGUUUCAGCGCCUCCUCUCUCACGAUGGAGAGUUUUGCUUACCUGUGGUCCGGAGGCAAGGCAACCUAUGGUGUAGACAAAGGCAAAGCCUGCUUUGAGAUGAAGAUUACAGAGAAGAUUCCUGUGAAGCACAUUUCCAGCAAGAACAUGGAGAUCCAUGAUGUGCAGGUUGGCUGGUCUCUGGCUACUGGCACGCUGCUCCUGGGUGAGGAAGAGCAUUCUUACGCCUACUCUGGGAAAAGCAAGAAGACCACCAACUGCGUGACGGAGGACUUUGGAGAAACCUAUGAGGAGAACGAUGUCGUCUGCUGCCUCAUUGACUUUGAGGGCGAGGAGGUGGUGUUGUCCUUCUCCAAGAACGGUGGGGAACCUGUUGUCGCUUUCCAGGUCAGCAAGGACAGUCUGAACGGCCAGGCCCUCUUCCCCCACGUCAUCUGCCACAACUGUGCUGUGGAGUUCAACUUUGGUCAGAUGGAGACUCCAUAUUUCCCUCAGCCCCAGGGCUACGACUUCCUGCAGCAGAUCCCUGUCAGUGACCGUGUCCGGGGCCUCAAGGGGCCACAGACCAAGGCAGACUGUGAGAUCAUAGUGAUGGUGGGGCUGCCAGGCUCAGGGAAGACUACAUGGGUGAAGAACCAUGUCCAGGAGAACCCUGGGAAAUACUACAUCCUGGGCAGUGACACCAUUGUGGACAAGAUGAUGAUCAACAGCCUGAAGCGCCAGUCAAAGGACAUCACAAAACUGACAGCCAUUUCCCAGCGUGCACCUCUUUUCUUGGGAAAGUUUAUUGAGAUCGCUGCCCGCAAGAAGAGAAACUACAUCCUGGAUCAUACUAAUCUGUCUGCCCCGGGCCAGAAGAGGAAGAUGUGUCUGUUCGCAGGCUUCCAGCGAAAGGCUGUGGUGGUCUGCCCCUCUGACGACGACUACAAGGAGAGAGUCCAGAAGAAGGUCGAGAGUGAUGGCAAAGAAGUGCCUGAGCAUGCUGUCCUCAAAAUGAAAGGCUUCUACUCUCUGCCUGAGGAGGGAGAGAGCUUCAGUGAGAUCGUCUAUGCUGAGCUGCAGAAGGAGGAGGCCGGUAAGCUGCUGGAACAAUACAAAGAGGAAAGCAAGACCGCUCUGCCCGCUGAAAAGAAACCCAACCAGGGAAGCACAACACCAAAAAGAGGCGGCGGACUGCGUGGUGGCGGCCGGGGAGGCAAGAAUCAGUUUGGACGUGGCGGUGGACCUGGACAGAGAGGCGGUGGGCGUGGAGGCUUCCAGAACAGAGGCAGCUUUAGAGGAGCUCCUGGUCCUCGUGGUGGCUUCAACCGUCCACCUCGUGGCUUCCUGCCUCCCCCCGCCUUCAGAGGAGGAUUCCCCAACCGCGGAAACUUCAACAGAGGUGGCGGCCCCAUUCCCAGUCUGGGUGGAUCCCCUAGGGGCGGGCCAAUGAGGGGUAACAUGGGACCCAGAGGAGGACCCAUGAGCAGAGGUGGCCCAAUGAACAGAGGUGGGAACAUGAACAGAGGAGGUGGAGCCAACAUGAGCCGUGGUGGAAACAGGGGACAUCCCAACCAGUUCCAGCAGAGAGGUGGUAACCGUGGCAACUUUGGCAACAAGAAUGGCAACUUUGGUAACAACAGGAACAGUGGAAACUUUGGCAACAGGAACGGCAUGGACAAGGCCCAGGCCUUCAACCAGAGCUGGCAGCAAGGGUUCUGGAACCAGAAGCCGUGGAGCCAGCAGUAUCAGCCUGGAUAUUACUAAAACACUUGUUCUAACGGACUGGUGGCCGACAGACACCCACCGCUUGCCACGGAACAUCCCUCCACCCCCGCUGUUUGAUUUUUUUUUUUUUUUUUUCUUAAUUAAUUUGUUCUUUUCCUAGAACCCACUUUUAUUAAUCUAAAACCCACCAACUUACUACCGAGACUAAAGCGAUAUGGAGCAACAACAUUCCACAUCAGAGGGGAGACCAGGCAACCGGAGUGUAAUUGAAGCUUUAUAUAUAUCUAGAUACACAUGUACAACGUGGGUUCAGUCUCUUAUUCAAUCAUCUGUUCAUUUUGUUUUAUUUUUGUUGUAUAUUUCAUUCUUUUUUUCACCACUUUUAAAUAACGUGCUUUUAAAACAAAUCUGUUUGUAAUAUCAGGAACCAGAAACAUUUUGCCAGCCUGGCAGAUGUUAAGUAAGAUUUUUUUUUUUUUUUUUUUUUUUUUUUUUUUUUUCAUGGUUGUGCAUUUUAUCUGUGCUGUGGUUUUUUUUUUUUUUGCUUUUUUUAUUACAAAUUGUAAAUAUUUGUUUUAGUUUUUUUUUUUUUUUUUUUGCAUAGCUUGUAUGAGAAGUUUAAGAAACGGUAUUGAUUGAAAGGAACCAUGACUUCUUAGCAAAGAAGCAUGGCCACUGAUGAUAUUGUUAGACUGUACGUGUCAAUAGAGUCCACUGUCAAACAGUUAAACUGAAGCAGCAGAGAAAUUACAGCAAGUUUUUGUCUUUUGUUCCCACUACCAAACCUGUAACCUAAACUCCAUAGACCUACAAUAAACAACUCGUUGGCUUUUUUACAUUCUUCCUGGCUUAUGACUUUUGAUUCAGUUCAAAGGUGCGUAAAAGACCUUUGAAUGGGCGAUGGCCUCGUUUGCUACUUCAAACAAUAAGGACAUCAGCCCCGCUACAAGCCCCAGUUGACAACUCAUUAGUAAAGUAUUCCAUCCAAGUGUCCUGUCUUUGAUACGUCAUUUUCAGUCUUUUAUCUAUUCUAACGCGCAUUGUCUUGAAAAAAAAAAAGUAUUUUGGCCGAGCCAUUUUUAAGGAUAUAAGUAAGCCAUUUUUAGUCCUACAUUAUGCCUUUUUUAAGUCAUUUAUUUUUAAUUUAUAUUAAAAUUAGAGCACUGACUACGCUUUGAUUCUCAGGAAGUGUGGUUCCUAGGUUAUCAAUGGUUCCUUUAGUGCAGUAGACUUCUGAAAAAUAUCUAGCAUCAAUCGGUCCCAUUAAAUACCAGAAUAGCAUUUUACAGUUUUCUUAUGCAUGUAUAUUUCAAUGAUUUUAGAUCAACACAGCUAUAUAAAUUUUGAACAAAUUGAUGAUGAUGAUGGUGAUGAUGCUAGUUCAGCACAAAAGUGGUUUCGGAAAGAGAUGGAGGGUUGCUCAUUUUCACCAGCAAACCUAAAGGGCUACACAGUGUCGCAACACAUCCACACAACCGACAGUUCGUGAAGACCUUUUUCAGACGGAUGAAAAAGAAGUGAAAGAGUUAACUAGUUUCCAACUUAAAGGCAUUAUUACAUUAUUUCAAAGCACUCCAGAGUCCAUGGUGGUGACUGUGUGGCCCAGCAAUAAUGGCAGCUCAUUCAAACAGCUCAUUUAACGUGUCCUGGCAGAGGACGCCCAAUUUACGUUUCAACACUGGAACAACACCAGAGCUGGAAAACAAACGAUUACACUAGAUCAGACUAAAUUCGGUGGUGUGUGUCCAUUUUUUUCAUUUUUUUUUUUUUUUGUAACUGCCCUUGUUGAUAUUUAAUAAACAUGUAAAUACUACACCACUAUUUCAACCAUGCACGAAUGUUCAUGAAAUAAUUGACUUUGAGUAAUAACUGUAUUGUGAUUAAGAAAGUGUUAGUUUGCCAGAGUACUGCUGUGUGAUGAAUUGUCGAUUCUAUUUAAACGUCUGGAGAGUUUGUGCCCUCCUGUUCUAUUGUACUGGAUACAUAAAUCUAGCAGAAUGCAAGCUUUGAGUUUACAGUAUAAUCUAUAAUACUACAGACUCUAUAUUUUUAUCGCUUUAUGUUGCAGGUUGUAUAUCAGGUCUUUUAUUAUUAAACCAACAGUGCAAAAGCUUUGAGACUUUUUAAGAUUUGUUGUCUUUUCUAUCUGAUGGUUUUUUGAUAUUUGUGUUUAAAAAUUUGGGGAUUGUAUUUUCUUUUUUAAUUUGUCUCAACUCUAUUAAAGUUAAAGAAGCUGGUAUACAA
Molecule: messenger RNA, 4829 nt
Organism: Seriola aureovittata
Lineage: Eukaryota; Metazoa; Chordata; Actinopteri; Carangiformes; Carangidae
Gene: hnrnpub
Product: heterogeneous nuclear ribonucleoprotein Ub
Exons: 14
Coding region: 159-2624 (821 amino acids)
Biological process (GO): negative regulation of telomere maintenance via telomerase; regulation of mitotic spindle assembly; RNA localization to chromatin
Cellular component (GO): inactive sex chromosome; centrosome; catalytic step 2 spliceosome
Molecular function (GO): TFIIH-class transcription factor complex binding; poly(C) RNA binding; promoter-specific chromatin binding
Source: RefSeq, a predicted model, not a curated record